This is a messenger RNA of Gastrolobium bilobum, 2281 nucleotides long. Its product is annotated as glucan endo-1,3-beta-D-glucosidase ARB_01444-like. NCBI's taxonomy places the organism in Eukaryota, Viridiplantae, Streptophyta, Magnoliopsida, Fabales, Fabaceae. The coding region runs from base 1 to 2190 and encodes 729 amino acids. The transcript is spliced from 2 exons. The record is from RefSeq and is a predicted model, not a curated record. Gene Ontology annotation, molecular function: endo-1,3(4)-beta-glucanase activity.
AUGCUGAAGAAACUUGGACGAAAGAUAGAAAAAGCAAUUACAAAGACACCACCACCUCCACGUCCACGUCCACGUCAACCUCCACCACCUCCUCCUCCUCCUCCACCGCCACCUCCACCACCUCCACCUCCACCCCCUCCUCCUCCUCCUCCUCAUACUCCAUUUCUCUUCCCUCAAACUCACUCCGCUGUUCUCCCUGACCCUUCUAACUUCUUCUCCCCAAACCUUCUCUCAUCACCACUCCCUACAAACUCUUUUUUCCAAAACUAUGUUCUGAAAAAUGGGGACACACCUGAGUAUAUUCACCCUUACCUCAUCAAAUCCUCAAGCUCCUCCCUCUCUUUCUCCUACCCUUCUCGCAUCUCCAACUCUUCUUUCACAACCCAGGUUUUCAACCCUGAUAUCACCAUUUCUGCCUCUGAGAAAACCAACCCAGAUUCACAUGGGAAGCAUAUCAUCUCUUCCUUCAAUGAUCUCAGUGUCACUUUGGACAUUCCUUCUUCUAACCUGCGGUUCUUCCUUGUCAGGGGAAGCCCUUUUCUAACAGCAUCUGUGACUGGUCGCACACCACUUUCCAUCACCACCAUCCAUGCCAUCCUUUCAUUCUCAUCCAAUAACUCCCUCACCAAGCACACCAUGAAGCUCAACAAUGGCCAGACAUGGCUCAUAUUCACGUCCUCACCAAUCAGUUUGAAUAAUAGCCUUUCGGAGAUUACCUCUGAUGGCUUUUCUGGCAUAAUAAGGAUAGCACUGUUGCCUGAUUCUGACCCCAAGUAUGAGGUAAUCCUCAACCGCUUCAGUUCUUGUUACCCUGUCUCUGGGGAUGCAGCAUUCACAAAGCCAUUCUGUGUGGAGUAUAAAUGGGAAAAGAAAGGGUGGGGAGAGUUGCUAAUUCUUGCUGACCCUCUUCAUCUUCAACUUUUGUCUGCUAAUGAUUGUGAUGUAACUGUGCUGCAUGAUUUGAAGUAUAAAAGCAUUGAUGGGGAGCUUGUUGGUGUUGUUGGAGACUCAUGGCUGUUGAAAACAGAUCCUGUUUCUGUUACUUGGCAUUCCACCAGAGGUAUCAAAGAAGAAUUCCAUGAUGAAAUUUGUUCAGCACUUUCUGCUGAUGUGGAUGCUCUGAAUCCCUUAGGAAUGACAACAACAUCAUGCUAUUUUUAUGGGAAGAUGAUAGCAAGGGCAGCAAGGUUGGCAUUGGUUGCUGAAGAGGUGUCUUUUCUUGAUGCCAUACCAGCAAUUAGGAAGUUCUUGAAGGAGACCAUUGAGCCAUGGUUGAAUGGAACUUUUAAUGGAAAUGGUUUUCUCCAUGAUGGGAAAUGGGGAGGAAUUGUUACUGAACAAGGGUCUAUAGAUUCACUUGGAGAUUUUGGGUUUGGUAUUUAUAAUGAUCAUCAUUAUCAUUUAGGAUACUUCAUAUAUGCAAUUGCAGUGCUUGCUAAGAUUGACCCAGCCUGGGGAAGGAAGUAUAAGCCUCAAGCCUAUUCACUUAUGGCAGAUUUCAUGAACUUGGGAAGAAGAUCAAACUCUAAUUAUACACGUUUGAGGUGUUUUGAUCUUUAUAAAUUGCACUCUUGGGCUGGAGGGCUAACUGAAUUUGCAGAUGGAAGAAAUCAAGAGAGCACUAGUGAAGCUGUUAAUGCAUAUUAUUCUGCAGCAUUGAUGGGUUUGGCAUAUGGUGACACACAACUUGUUGCCACAGGAUCAACACUUGCAGCAUUGGAAAUUCAUGCAGCUCAAAUGUGGUGGCAUGUAAGAGAGGGAGAUAAACUUUAUGGGGAAGAUUUUACAAAAGAGAAUAGGGUGGUGAGUGUUGUGUGGGCUAACAAGAGAGAUAGUGGACUAUGGUUUGCUCCUGCACAAUGGAGAGAGUGUAGGCUUGGUAUUCAGGUUUUACCCUUGUUGCCUAUUACUGAGGCCUUGUUCUCUGAUAUUGGUUAUGUGAAGGAGCUUGUGGAAUGGACAUUGCCCAAUUUGAACAGGAAAGGUGUUGGAGAAGGGUGGAAAGGGUUUAUUUAUGCUAUGGUAGGAACUUAUGAUAAAGAAACUGCAUUGCAAAAGUUGAGAAGCUUGAAAGGUUUUGAUGAUGGGAACUCAAUGAGUAAUCUGUUAUGGUGGAUUUACAGCAGAGGUGAUGUGGAGGAGGAAUUUGGUCAUGGAAAACACUGCUGGUUUGGUCAUUAUUGUCAUUAAAGUGCUGUUAAGUAUCUUGAUAUAUUAAGAAGGUGAAAACAAUGGGGGCUACUCAUGUUAAUGUUUGUAAUUAGUGUCAUUGAAAUAUAUU